Spea bombifrons (plains spadefoot toad) is the source of this 4260-nucleotide messenger RNA. It is a transcript of the gene PPP4R3B, whose product is annotated as protein phosphatase 4 regulatory subunit 3B. Bases 319 to 2751 code for a protein of 810 amino acids. Lineage: Eukaryota; Metazoa; Chordata; Amphibia; Anura; Pelobatidae. Gene Ontology annotation, biological process: protein dephosphorylation; DNA damage response. The record is from RefSeq and is a predicted model, not a curated record. The transcript is spliced from 15 exons. Gene Ontology annotation, cellular component: protein phosphatase 4 complex; nucleoplasm. Gene Ontology annotation, molecular function: protein phosphatase activator activity.
GCGAAACCAUCCCGUACAACCUGUUUUUAUUUCUCUUUUGGAGGAAGAGAAAGGAUAGAAUCGGGUUUCAAGAUGGCGGGUGUGUAAUGUACGAGUAAAGAGGGGGAGGCAGUAAAAGCCGGGCCAGAGACCGUGGCCAACCGAAGGCUUUCACUGCUACAUUUCGGUACACCAUCAGACACCGUGUAACCUACAGAAGAUGAACCGCGGCGGGGGCUUCUCGUGAAAGCGGCAGGGGACAGAGAGUGGUGGAGUUGGGCAGUGAAGGGGAAGAGCGGGAGCCGAUAUUAGCAACAUCCGAGGGACUGCGGCAGCAUCAUGUCGGACACCAGGCGGCGUGUUAAGGUCUACACCCUGAAUGAGGACCGCCAGUGGGACGACAGGGGCACCGGGCAUGUGUCCUCCACCUACGUGGAGCGGCUGAAGGGAAUGUCUCUGCUGGUGCGGGCCGAAUCCGACGGUUCACUGCUUUUGGAGUCGAAGAUUAAUCCAAAUACUGCAUAUCAGAAACAGCAGGAUACCUUAAUCGUUUGGUCUGAAGCAGAAAAUUAUGACUUGGCCCUGAGCUUUCAGGAGAAGGCUGGUUGCGAUGAGAUCUGGGAAAAGAUUUGCCAGGUGCAAGGAAAGGACCCAUCUGUAGAAGUCACACAAGAUCCAAUGGAUGAAUCUGAAGAAGAACGUUUUGAGGAGAUGACGGAGACUAGUAAUUUGAUCGACCUACCUAAUUGCGAACUCGACAAACUCGAAGAGAUUGCUGACCUCGUUACCUCGGUCCUCUCUUCGCCUAUUCGCAGGGAGAAGCUAGCUUUAGCUUUGGAAAAUGAGGGCUACGUCAAAAAACUAUUGCAGCUCUUCCAAGCCUGCGAGAACUUGGAUAAUGCAGAAGGUUUACAUCAUCUGUAUGAGAUAAUAAGAGGAAUCUUAUUUCUGAAUAAAGCACCUCUCUUCGAGGUGAUGUUUUCGGAUGAGUGCAUCAUGGAUGUUGUAGGGUGCCUAGAAUACGACCCUGCUCUAGCUCAGCCGAAAAGACAUCGGGAAUUCUUAACCAAAACAGCAAAGUUCAAGGAAGUCAUUCCCAUAACAGACUCUGAACUUAGACAAAAGAUACACCAAACGUACAGGGUACAGUACAUUCAGGAUGUCAUCUUGCCCACCCCAUCAGUCUUUGAAGAAAACUUUCUUUCCACACUCACAUCUUUCAUCUUCUUCAACAAAGUGGAGAUUGUUGGCAUGCUGCAGGAAGAUGAAAAGUUUUUGUCUGAAGUUUUUGCGCAGUUAACUGAUGAAGCUACGGAUGGUGACAAAAGACGUGAACUGGUACACUUCUUCAAGGAGUUCUGUGCGUUCUCCCAGACAUUACAACCUCAAAACCGAGAUGCUUUUUUUAAAACAUUAGCAAACCUGGGAAUUCUUCCUGCCCUGGAGAUUGUAAUGGGCAUGGAUGAUUUGCAAGUACGCGCAGCAGCUACAGACAUAUUUUCCUAUCUGGUAGAGUUUAGUCCAUCCAUGGUCCGGGAGUUUAUAAUGCAAGAAGCCCAGCAGAGUGAUGAUGACAUUCUUCUCAUUAAUGUUGUAAUCGAGCAAAUGAUUUGCGAUACUGAUCCGGAACUUGGAGGAUCUGUUCAGCUCAUGGGCAUCCUGCGUACUCUGCUCGAUCCAGAGAACAUGUUAGCAACAGCUAAUGUAAGACCUUACAACUGGAAAAUGGAAAAGAGCGAGUUCCUGAAUUUCUUCUACAGCCAUUGUAUGCGAAUACUCGCUGCACCGGUCUUGGCGAGCACUUCAGCAGAUAAUUAUCAAACUGCACAGCUGCUUGCAUUGAUAUUGGAGUUACUCACAUUUUGCGUGGAGCACCAUACUUAUCACAUGAGAAACUUCAUAAUGACCUCUGAAUUAUUUGGAAAAGUAUUAAGCCUGAUGAGCUCGAAACAUACAUUUUUGGCCCUAUGUGCUUUGCGUUUCAUGAGGCGCAUAAUAGGCUUAAAGGAUGAUAUUUACAACAGCUGCAUUAUAGACGACAACCUAUUUGAACCAGUUAUUAAUGCACUUCUCGGCAAUGGGACCAGAUACAAUCUGUUAAAUUCUGCGAUACUUGAACUAUUUGAGUUUAUUAGAGUGGAAGAUAUACGGUCUCUAACAUUGUAUAUAUUUGACAACUUUUAUACGGCACUUGAACCUAUUGAGUAUGUUCAAACCUUUAAGGGAUUGAAAGCCAAGUAUGAGCUAGAGAGAGAGCGUCAAAACCAGAAAUUAAACAGCUGCAAUGUAACACCUAUAUUGCGCAUAAACAGCAGACUCCGUAGGGGUACAAGAUCCUUGGGAGGAGACGAAGAGUUGUGGUUUAAAGAAGUUGAACAACAAAUAAGCGAAGCCGCCGCAACUUCUGCAGAGAAAUCGAAAAUGGAAGCGGAAUUUCUAGAUAGCUAUGAGAAAUUCAUGGAAAACAAAAAAGCUAAAGAGAGUGAAGAUAAGGAGAACCUUCCAAAGAGAACAGCUGGGGGAGCGUUCAAGUUCACCUUUUCACACACUGCCAGUACAGCUAAUGGAACAAAUAGUACAAACGGCAAAUCUGUGGCAGCUCAGACACCACCAGCAGGUUCUAAUGGAUCGUCCUCAAACGCCAACAUGUCCACUGCAGUAACAUCUUCCAAGCAGGGCAAUGUGAUUGGCCUAGUUGACUACCCUGAAGAUGAGGACGAUGAGGAGGACGAAGACGCCUCUCCCAGAAAGAGACCACGCCUGGGAUCCUAGAAUGAUAUGGACAUACGGCUGUGUGUUCUUCAAUCAAUUAUAAAUGUGAUUAAUAAAAUGUUGAUGUUUUAAGGAUUAACUAAAUAAGCAGCGGAUUCUUUUCAAGUACGAAGUGCUGAAGCUCUCUGCUAGGGACUACGUACAGAAGUAGCCAAACUGCACUAGAAGGCUAUAAAUGCCAUGCUUUCAUGGAAGCCCUUCUAGUGUCCUCAAACUACGAAAGUCUAGAUGAUUGCUUCAGUGUAUUAUGCAUCUUGUGCUUGGGACAGAAGGUGGCACUUUUAGAAGACCACUUCAAUCUGACUGGGUUGCCCCCAAGAUGCAUAUGACCUAGGAUAAUAAAUGGAAGCUUUCAGGUGCACACCCAAUAAUCUUAAUUUUGUAAUGGUGCUGGCCAUAGUGUUUUAUCACUUGCCUGUUUUUAUAAAAAGAAUAACAUAUCAGUUGAAGGGAAGCAUUCUGUUAUUAGAAAAAAAAAAUGAAAGUCAGUGGGACCAUUCUUUGUAACUCUUACUGUCUACAAUAGUAGCGACGGGGAUAAAACAUUGAACAUUGUUACGUGCAUGUUACUUUUUAAACUAAAGGAAUCUGUAUUUUAAAGAAAUCUGGACAGCUAUAAUGAGCGGCCCGUCCUACAUAUUGCACUUCCAGACUACAUCAGUAGCUUCCAUAAUGUAUCUGGAAAUUAGCCCGUUGACCUCUUAACCAGUGCCUGAAUCUCUUGCAGUGUUAAAGCUUGGUGUUAAGUACAUGGAUUUUAUUUUUUUUUUAUUUUUUUUUUUAUCAUUUUCCUACAGAUUUCUUGUUUUGUCAGUAACAUCCAUGCUGUGGUUAGUAAAGUUAUCUAUCAUAUGUUCCUAAUUUCAAAUUGUUAAAGCUGCGGCUACGAAAAAAAAUAUAUACCAAAGGGUUACAAGCAAAUUUAAAUCUUACGGGUUAAGAACAGAAAUUUAGCUGGAAGAAGAUUCUAUAUUGCCAAUUAUAAUUGAAUCUAAGGAGCUCGUAAUAUCUUCGGUAAGACUGUAAUGUGAAAAAAAGUCCUUUUUUGUUGGUAGUAAUUCACAGCACAUUCCAUGGAUGUAAAUGACUUGCAAAUCAUACAAAAAUGAGUUAAAACACGAUUGUUUUUAUUUGGGGGGAGGGGUGCCCAUGUACUGUAAAUAUUUUAAUAUUGACCCAUAUAUGAUCUGAGAUCAUGCCUACCUAUUGAACUAUUAAACCAGCCACAAUCCACUACAUUAGUUGCCCAUGUGAUAUGGGUCCGUUUCUCCUGGAAAUAGUUUAAACAGUUCCUGGCUUUGGAGAUUUUUUGUAGUCUAAUUUCAGCUAUUGUUUGGAAAGAUGGGCUGUUUGUGUACAUAUGAAGUAUAGGUUUUUUUCCAUAAAAACAGAAGUUUAUUUUGUAUUAAAUGCCACUGUACUUGUAUUACACCAUUUGUAUACAUGUGGUGAUUUUAAUGCUAAACUGUAAAUUCGGGAAUUAAAAUGUGACCCUGUAAUUCCAUAAAA